Molecule: messenger RNA, 723 nt
Organism: Dovyalis caffra
Lineage: Eukaryota; Viridiplantae; Streptophyta; Magnoliopsida; Malpighiales; Salicaceae
Source: the annotation of a GenBank genome assembly
AUGGAGAUUGGAAAGAUCUCUUGGGAUGUUGAUGAAGCAACUGAAAAAAUUAUGGAAGUACUUGACACAAGUGGAGAUGGUAAGAUCGAUGAGAAAGAAUUCGCCAAAGGAAUCGUAACAUGGUUGACUAACACUUCCGAAAAUGGAACUCCUCGGUCCCAAGAUGAUAUUUAUCGAAGAACAUGGGAAGAAGCAGAUAAGUUAUUGAAGGAUGACAAAAGAAAUUUAGUUGACAAGUCAUCAUGGGCUUGGUUUAAGGCUGUAAUGUCUAUGGUGCUUGGAGUUAUAAUGCUAUCAGUCCUUGCAGAACCUCUGAUACAUAGUGUUCAAAAUUUCUCCAAGGAGGCAAGGAUACCAUCUUUUUUUGUCUCGUUUGUUUUAGUUCCGUUGGCAACCAACGCAAGAGCAGCCACCUCAGCCAUCACGACUGCCUGUCGUAAGAAGUCUAGAACAACUUCCUUGACAUUUUCUGAGAUUUAUGGUGGAGUGUUCAUGAACAAUGUUCUUGGCUUUUCUGUUCUUCUAUUCCUAAUUUACGCACGUGGAUUGACAUGGGAAUUCUCUGCUGAAGUUCUGGUUGUGCUAAUCGCAUGUGCUAUAAUGUGUCUUGCUGUAAGCUUUCGCUCCAGUUUCCCGUUAUGGACAUCAUUCAUGGCAUACCUCUUGUAUCCAUUAUCUUUGUUCCUUGUUUAUAUUUUCAAUGAUGUUCUCAAUUAUGUUUAG